AUGCAUCGCAUUCCCACCACAAAAGAGGUCGUGCCGGGGGCGGCCGUCAACAUUGUGCUCAAGGCCGACCAACCCACCGGCCGCACAGUCCAAGGCGUCGUCGGGCAGCUGCUGACCAGAGGCAACCACCCGCGGGGCAUCAAAGUACGCUUGACGGAUGGCAGGGUUGGCCGCGUCCAGAGCAUGGCCGGAGCCGCCGUGCCAUCGACAGCCCAGAUUCAAUCAGAGGGCUCCGCAGUCAUGCCUGCCGAGACGACGGCGGCGGGACCAACCUACGGCGGGCGCAGGCGACGGCGUGGCGGGCAUAGCCUGGACGGGGACGAAGAGCAGCCUUCGUCCACACGGGCGGUUGGGCUUGAUGCUUACAUCAAGCCCGCGAAGCAACGCGGCGGGGCGAGGAAUGCGGGAAGCGCCGCCCGGAGCGUGACGCGGGAAGCGGGGAUGGAAGGCAGGAUGAUCGGGGCAUCUGCCGAAGAGGAAGAAUCGACGUGCCCCGUCUGUGGCGAGUUCAGAGGCGAUGUCGCAGCGGUGACGCAUCAUGUUGAGUCGCAUUUCCAGACAGGGCCUGCGAUUGGGAGGUGA
Messenger RNA from Chaetomium strumarium, 582 nucleotides. RefSeq lists its product as uncharacterized. The transcript has a single exon. Lineage: Eukaryota; Fungi; Ascomycota; Sordariomycetes; Sordariales; Chaetomiaceae. The record is from RefSeq and is a predicted model, not a curated record. Bases 1 to 582 code for a protein of 193 amino acids.